UCCACGACUUCCUGUUGUACGCCAUAUUGACAAGGCCUCAAGACCGGAGAAGAUGUUUUCAAGGCUCGCACGUCAACCGCUGAUUAUCAGCAUAGUCAAGAAUGCUUUUUCGACGAGUGCGAAGACUGAUACAAAAGUCGCAGUUCUUGGGGCCAGUGGCGGUAUUGGUCAGCCACUGUCACUGCUACUAAAAGAGUCUCCACUUGUUAGUCAACUCGCAUUGUAUGAUAUUGCUCAUACUCCUGGGGUAGCAGCUGAUUUAAGUCACAUUGAAACAAAAGCUAAAGUUACUGGUUACCUUGGACCAGACCAACUCAAGGAAUGUGUGAGUGGUGCCCAACUAGUGCUCAUUCCUGCUGGAGUUCCCAGAAAACCUGGAAUGACGAGAGAUGACCUCUUCAACACAAAUGCUUCUAUUGUCAGAGACCUAUCUGAUGCGUGCGCCCAAUAUUGUCCUAAGGCAAUCAUGGGCAUCGUCACAAAUCCUGUAAACUCUACUGUACCUAUUGUAUCUGAAGUAUUUAAGAAGAGAGGAGUUUACGAUCCAAAGAGAAUAUUCGGUGUUACAACUCUUGAUGUUGUCAGAGCAAAUACAUUCAUUGCAGAGGCAAAGGGUCUUGAUGUGUCAAAAAUUAAUGUCCCGGUCAUUGGCGGCCACGCUGGAGCAACCAUUAUCCCAAUCAUCUCACAGUGCACUCCCCCAGUGUCUUUCCCUGAAGAAGAACGUGACCGAAUGAUUAAGAGAAUUCAGAACGCAGGAACUGAAGUUGUAGAGGCUAAAGCUGGAGCUGGAUCAGCCACCUUGUCUAUGGCUUAUGCUGCAGCUCAGUUUGGGUUCUCUGUGCUGGAGGCUCUGGGUGGUGUGGAAGGCAAAGUGGAGUGUGCCUACAUCUAUUCAGAUGAGACAAAAGUGAAAUACUUUGCAACACCAAUUUUACUGGGUCGGGAAGGCGUUGAGAAGAACCUAGGAAUGGGCAAACUGUUGGGGUAUGAAGUUGACCUUCUUAAAGCAGCUCUCCCAGAACUACAAGAAAGCAUUCAGAAGGGAGAGGACUUUGUGCUCAAAGGGUAGAAACCCACACUGCGUAAACAAGACAAUACUGCCUGCCUACUCAGUCUAUUCUGGAGGUUGAAUUAAUGUCUGUCUGUUUUGAGAUGCUCCAUAUAUGUGUCCAGGCAAAAAUCUACCUAAAUUAUAUUAUAUGUUGGCUGUGUGCAUAAACGAGCAUUUUACAUGAACAUCCAUCCAGAAUAGUUUGAGUUGUAUGGUUGAGAUAUCAUCAUGGUUCGUGUAAUCAAAGUGAAUUAUCCGGUUCGUCAUUUUGUGCAUAAUUAUAUGCAAUGGAACAGACCCCAUCAAGUAAUGCCUGUGAACUGUUUCGAUGUGGAGGCCUGAUUCGGGCAUUUUCCAUGUGCAAGUGCCAUACAUUACUACCCAACAUGUUUUGUAGGUGUGGACUUACUUGUGUCCGUUUGUCAGCAUUGAUAGUGCUGUUUCCCAUCUUGUAUGCGAGAGACUCAGAUUUGUUGAUAUGUAGUCAUUGCUGGUUUAUUAAAGAAUAAUAUAU
This is a messenger RNA of Haliotis rubra (blacklip abalone), 1568 nucleotides long. Its product is annotated as malate dehydrogenase, mitochondrial-like. Gene Ontology annotation, cellular component: cytoplasm; mitochondrion. Gene Ontology annotation, biological process: tricarboxylic acid cycle; malate metabolic process. Gene Ontology annotation, molecular function: L-malate dehydrogenase (NAD+) activity. The coding region runs from base 53 to 1072 and encodes 339 amino acids. The transcript has 8 exons. NCBI's taxonomy places the organism in Eukaryota, Metazoa, Mollusca, Gastropoda, Lepetellida, Haliotidae. The record is from RefSeq and is a predicted model, not a curated record.